AUCACUGUUAAAUCCAUUAUUUUGAUCCCUUGUAAUAUUCAGCCUUUAUUUGUCAUCAUGUUCUCUUUUGUCCUUGAUGAGGUUUUCAACUUUAAUGAUGCCAACGCAAUCUAUGUUGCUGGUAAAUGUGGUGUCUCUCAGGAAAUAUUUCACUCUAUGACUAUUAAAACAUUUCAGACUCAAUUAAUUUAUAUGUAUUUAUGACUGUACAGUAUAUUUAAUAUGAAAAACUGUUUAAUAUAGAUUGUGUUGCAGAAUAAAAAGUCAGUAUGUAAUAUCACAGAAAGGAUUUAAAAUUAAUAGUUCAAUUGCAAAUAUAAUUUUCAUAUUCCAAAUGACUGUACAAUACAUGGAUGAAAUGUUAAUCAAAUAUCAUAUUCUAAAUUGAAAAGAUUGUGCAUCUUAGUUCUGCAUGCAGGUAAAUCUGCAUUGUAGUCUUAUGUAUGGAAAAUCUCACGUUGUCCACAGAAAUGACUGGUAUCAAUCUCUUUGAAAUCUCAAUCCUCUUAUGGAAGGCUGAAGUCUAUUCCGUCUUUUGUCACAGACUCUCCAAUCUGCUGAAGAUACUCGACAAGAGAAGCGGUAAUGCAUGAAGGUUAGGUCUGUGACUAGCUGCUAGUUUCAUCAUUACGUUCCAUUCAGACUGGCUUUUGUGAAGGGAUUAAGGAAAUGAACAGAGAUUUCAGCUGUCCACGACUCUUUUAAAGGAAUUCGAGGUGGGGAUUGCUUUGGUGCCUGGAUCCUCAAUUAUCACAUCAUUCAGGUUUCCUGUUUGCACCCACUAUUUCCCAGCUGUGAUGAUUGAACAGCACAGUUUAUGUUUCAGGAUUCAGAGCUGAAAUAAUUCAACUCCAGGGAAAGCACGUCUUGAUUAGAUCUUAAUGAGUUGAUUGUACAAACAAAAAAUAGCCUGGAGAAACCCAAAGAGACAUCUCAGCAUCUGGUUAAAAGAAAGGAACAGUAGAAAAGAGACAGAAGAAAGCAAAACAUUUUUUUAAAAUGAGACUACGAUACCCCAACAUUAACUAUUUGAGGAGUUUGCUGACAUUUGUGAUGAUGGCCUGGCUGCUCUUGCAAGAAGAAUGAAGGAAGAUAAACAUACGUUUUGACCAGAUAGCCAAGUUGAGAACCUUACACACCUGCUAGUGUGACAAGAAAAUAUUUGAUGGCCUAAAGGACUUGACUAUUCAACUGCUCACAAGGUAAUGGAUGGAUUAUCUUCCUGUGUGACUGAAUUCAUAGAAGUCGUCUUCAUUUUAAAAGAAAUCUUCCACAAUAGUAAUGAACAAAUUAUUUUAAAUGUUAUUUAAGAUAAGUACUUCAAAAUUUACAGUCACUGCCACAGUUUUGUGUCUCUGGAUUUUUCUCAGCACAUUGUUCUGAUGGCCAGAUACAUCAAUAGUUCUUAUAUCCUCAACCAGAGCUUGGUCACUGGAGAAGUACUUAAUGCCUCAGUCCCAGGGGACAUCUCACAAACUGCCAUCUCAAAAAACUGGCCAGCCUUGCUGAUUCUCGUAAUCAUUGUGCUGACUGUCGGGGGCAACAUAUUGGUGAUCAUGGCAGUUUCCCUGGAGAAAAAGCUGCAGAAUGCAACAAACUACUUCCUAAUGUCACUGGCUGUUGCUGAUAUGCUGGUUGGAAUUUUAGUCAUGCCAGUUUCAAUGAUUACUAUUCUCUACGACAACAUCUGGCCUUUCCCAGAGAAGCUGUGUCCCAUCUGGAUUUAUUUGGAUGUUCUCUUUUCCACUGCAUCUAUCAUGCAUCUGUGUGCGAUAUCAUUGGAUCGUUACAUUGGAAUUCGUAAUCCUAUCGAGCAUAGCCGCUUCAACUCACGAACCAUAGCGUUUAUAAAAAUAAUGGCAGUCUGGACCAUUUCAGUAGGCAUCUCAAUGCCAAUUCUUGUUAUUGGCCUUGAAGACGAAUCCAGGGUUUUUAUUGUCAACAGCUGCGUUAUUAAUGAAGAAAGCUUUCUUCUAAUUGGUUCUUUUGUAGCAUUUUUUAUCCCACUGAUUAUAAUGGUUUUUACCUACUGCCUGACGGUACAGACACUGCAAAAACAGAUCAGUGUCUUUUUAGGUGACCAAAAAGAAAAACGAGCAAACAUGCAUGUUUUUAAAAAGGGCAACUUAAUAGAAAAUGCAGCAAUGAUAAAAAGGCCAGAAACUCCAGACAAAACCUCAAGAUCGCCCUUGAAUAAGGAAGCUAAACUUUUUCGGAAAGGCACCAUGCAAUCAAUUAACAAUGAACAAAGGGCUUCGAAAGUGCUUGGGAUUGUAUUCUUUUUGUUUGUGGUCAUGUGGUGCCCAUUCUUCAUCACUAAUGUUUUGUCCGUUAUCUGCAAGGAAUCCUGCAAUGAAUCCAUCAUUGGAGAUCUCCUCAACGUCUUUGUGUGGGUUGGCUAUACCUCGUCUGGUGUCAAUCCUCUGGUUUACACCCUCUUCAAUGGAACUUAUCGCCGAGCCUUCUCCCACUAUAUUUGCUGUCACUACAGAGGAACCCAAAAUCACUUCACUGUCACUGCUUCUACAUCAGCAAUACAUGAGAGGAAUUUGGAAAUGGCCACUGUUAACAAUGGAAAUAAAUCACCGAGCAACAAACUAAGAGUUCCUGAGGAAAAACUACAUGUGACAAUAAAAUCAACAGUAUCUUCUAUAGACAACUGCAUAAUCAUCAGUGAAAAAGUCAGCUGUGUGUAAAUAGGACCUGACAUACUAAAUCUUCAGCUGCCAAUAAUAUUAGGCCUAGAAUACUCGGCUAUGAGCAUGUAAAUUGUGACAUAGAAAUUUAGGCCAUUUUAGGUUGCUUGUAAUGUUGGGUCUAGUACGCUAGACCUUUAGAUGUGGCUAAAGUGCGAUCUAGCAGACCAGACUAUUGGUCUGUUGUAUGUGGCCUGGUAUACUAGACCAUCAAUUGCAUGUGUUUUGGCCCUACCUUUACUAAGCUGCUAACCACGUGUACUGUACGGCCUAUACUACCAGGCAUGAAAUACAAGUAAAACUCAAAUGAAUAAAUGUAUUGCUCAGAAAAUGGUUAUGAGAACAUAAGAAAUACCAGCAGGAUUAGGCAAAUCACUUCCUCGAAAUUGCUCUCCCAUAGUAGGGUUAAUCCAUUCUUGUCCUCAAAAUCACUUCCCAAGCUCCCUCUUGUAAUUUAAAUGUUUGUGCAUCUCUGCCUUGAAUAUAUAAAUGCCUCCAAAGAACAUGAUCUUUUGAGAGAAAAAUUCUUCCUCAU
Leucoraja erinaceus (little skate) is the source of this 3231-nucleotide messenger RNA. RefSeq names its product 5-hydroxytryptamine receptor 2A-like. The record is from RefSeq and is a predicted model, not a curated record. Lineage: Eukaryota; Metazoa; Chordata; Chondrichthyes; Rajiformes; Rajidae. Gene Ontology annotation, cellular component: membrane; dendrite. The transcript is spliced from 5 exons. Gene Ontology annotation, biological process: G protein-coupled receptor signaling pathway, coupled to cyclic nucleotide second messenger; chemical synaptic transmission. The coding region runs from base 1383 to 2696 and encodes 437 amino acids. Gene Ontology annotation, molecular function: neurotransmitter receptor activity; G protein-coupled serotonin receptor activity.